Geosmithia morbida is the source of this 1908-nucleotide messenger RNA. Its product is annotated as 5-aminolevulinate synthase. Gene Ontology annotation, biological process: heme biosynthetic process. NCBI's taxonomy places the organism in Eukaryota, Fungi, Ascomycota, Sordariomycetes, Hypocreales, Bionectriaceae. Gene Ontology annotation, molecular function: pyridoxal phosphate binding; 5-aminolevulinate synthase activity. The transcript has a single exon. The record is from RefSeq and is a predicted model, not a curated record. Bases 1 to 1908 code for a protein of 635 amino acids. Gene Ontology annotation, cellular component: mitochondrion.
AUGGAACAAGUCAUUCGCCAAUCCAAGGCCAUGUGCCCCUUCCUCAAGACGGCCUCGCCCGCCACUCUGAGGGCCCUCUCGACCUCGUCGCGCCCCAAGGCCGUCACCGCUCCCGCUGCUCCGGCUGCCGGCUCGUCGCCCUGCGGGGGGAGGAUGUCGAACCUGCAGGUACUGGCCAACCGCUGCCCCGUCAUGGGGAGGGCCAUGGCCGUCCAGGUGUCCAAGCACGGGGCGGCCGCCGGGCUGCGCGCCAUGUCGUCGACCUCGCCGGCCUCGGCCUCGGCCUCGACCUCUCGCCUCAGGGCCGCCGGGGUACGGGCCGCCAGGAUGCACACGAGCAGCAAGCACGGAGCCAGGGCCGUCGACUCGCCCGUCAUCGACCGCAACCACUCCCCGCCCGCCGCUACAGGUGCCUCCUCGCCCCUCACCUCGGCCGACGGCUGCCGGUCGGCCGCCAAGUUCGACUACGAGGCCUUCUACAAGGGCGAGCUGGACAAGAAGCACAAGGACAGGUCGUACCGGUACUUCAACAACAUCAACCGUCUGGCCAAGAGCUUCCCCCGCGCCCACAUGGCUACCAAGGACGACUGCGUCACCGUCUGGUGCGCCAACGACUACCUGGGCAUGGGCCGCAACUCGCGCGUCCUCGACAGGAUGCACGAGACGCUCGACGAGUACGGCGCCGGCGCCGGCGGCACCAGGAACAUCUCGGGCCACAACCAGCACGCCGUCAAGCUCGAGGCCACCCUGGCCAGGCUGCACGCCAAGGAGGCCGCCCUCGUCUUCAGCUCGUGCUACGUCGCCAACGACACCACCAUGGCCACGCUGGGGGGCAAGCUGCCCGACGCCGUCUACCUGUCCGACAGCCUCAACCACGCCUCCAUGAUCCAGGGCAUCCGCCACUCGGGCGCCAAGAAGAUGGUCUUCAAGCACAACGACGUCGCCGACCUCGAGGCCAAGCUGGCGUCGCUGCCGCUGCACGUGCCCAAGAUCAUCGCCUUCGAGUCCGUCUACAGCAUGUGCGGCUCCGUCGGCCCCAUCGAGGAGAUCUGCGACCUGGCCGACAAGUACGGUGCCAUCACCUUCCUCGAUGAGGUCCACGCCGUCGGCAUGUACGGACCCCACGGCGCCGGCGUGGCCGAGCACCUUGACUGGGAGGCCCACAAGCAGGGCAGGCCCGAGGGCACCGUCAUGGACCGCAUCGACAUCAUCACGGGCACCCUGGGCAAGGCCUACGGCUGCGUCGGCGGGUACAUUGCCGGCAGCGCCAAGUUCGUCGACAUGAUCCGCUCGCUCGCCCCCGGCUUCAUCUUCACCACUACCCUGCCCCCCGCCACCAUGGCCGGCGCCAACGAGUCCAUCGAGUACCAGAUGGGGUACGACGGAGACCGCCGCCUGCAGCAGCUCCACACGCGCGCCGUCAAGGAGGAGCUCGAGGAGCGCGACAUCCCCGUCAUCCCCAACCCCUCCCACAUCAUCCCCAUCCUGGUCGGCAACGCCGAACUGGCCAAGCAGGCCUCGGAUAUGCUCCUCAACGACUACCGCAUCUACGUCCAGUCCAUCAACUUUCCCACCGUCCCCGUCGGCCAGGAGCGCCUCCGCAUCACCCCCACCCCCGGCCACACCAGGGAGCACCGCGACGAGCUCGUCCGCGCCGUCGACGAGAUCUGGACCCGCCUCGGCAUCAAGCGCACCUCUGACUGGGCCGCCGAGGGUGGCUUCAUCGGUGUCGGCGAGGCCGGCGCCCCCGAGGUCCAGCCCCUCUGGACCAACGUCCAGCUCGGCAUCGAGAAGGCCGCCCAGGAGAUUAGCGUCUCUGCCGGCCAGGGCGCCAGCCCCCGCCGUCUGACCGAGGCUCUCCUCGAGCGCGAGGGCGCCGCCGGCCGCAUCGCCACGGCUACCGCAUAG